Messenger RNA from Ochlerotatus camptorhynchus, 2346 nucleotides. RefSeq lists its product as uncharacterized. The record is from RefSeq and is a predicted model, not a curated record. Lineage: Eukaryota; Metazoa; Arthropoda; Insecta; Diptera; Culicidae. The transcript has 9 exons. The coding region runs from base 1 to 2346 and encodes 781 amino acids.
AUGCUUAUGCAGAUUGUGCUGGUAAGGUCCAACUCCGAGUUCAACUCCGAGACCAACUCCGAGCCCAACUCCGAGCCCAACUCCGAGCCCAACUCCGAGCCCAACUCCGAGCCCAACUCCGAGUCCAACACAAAGUCCAACACCGAGUCCAACUCCGAGUCCAACUCCGAGUCCAACUCCGAGUCCAACUCCGAGUCCAACUCCGAGUCCAACUCCGAGUCCAACUCCGAGUCCAACUCCGAGUCCAACUCCGAGUCCAACUCCGAGUCCAACUCCGAGUCCAACUCCGAGUCCAACUCCGAGUCCAACUCCGAGUCCAACUCCGAGUCCAACUCCGAGUCCAACUCCGAGUCCAACUCCGAGUCCAACUCCGAGUUCAACUCCGAAUCCAACUCCGAAUCCAACUCCGAAUCCAACUCCGAAUCCAACUCCGAAUCCAACUCCGAGUCCAACUCCGAGCCCUCGUCCAACUCCGAGUCCAACUCCGAGUCCAACUCCGAGUCCAACUCCGAGUCCAACUCCGAGUCCAACUCCGAGUCCAACUCCGAGUCCAACUCCGAGUCCAACUCCGAGUCCAACUCCGAGUCCAACUCCGAGUCCAACUCCGAGUCCAACUCCGAGUCCAACUCCGAGUCCAACUCCGAGUCCAACUCCGGGUCCAACUCCGAGUCCAACUCCGAGUCCAACUCCGAGUCCAACUCCGAGUCCAACUCCCCCAACUCCGAGCCCAACUCCGAGCCCAACUCCGAGCCCAACUCCGAGCCCAACUCCGAGUCCAACUCCAAGUCCAACUCCGAGUCCAACUCCGAGUCCAACUCCGAGUCCAACUCCGAGUCCAACUCCGAGUCCAACUCCGAGUCCAACUCCGAGUCCAACUCCGAGUCCAACUCCGAGUCCAACUCCGAGUCCAACUCCGAGUCCAACUCCGAGUUCAACUCCGAAUCCAACUCCGAAUCCAACUCCGAAUCCAACUCCGAAUCCAACUCCGAAUCCAACUCCGAGUCCAACUCCGAGCCCUCGGCUUCUCGGCUUCUCGGCUCUUCCAACUCCGGGUCCAACUCCGAGUCCAACUCCGAGUCCAACUCCGAGUCCAACUCCGAGUCCAACUCCGUAUCCAACUCCGUAUCCAACUCCGUUUCCAACUCCGAGUCCAACUCCGAGUCCAACUCCGAGUCCAACUCCGAGUCCAACUCCGUAUCCAACUCCGAGUUCAACUCCGAGUCCAACUCCGAGCCCAACUCCGAGCCCAACUCCGAGCCCAACUCCGAGCCCAACUCCGAGCCCAACUCCGAGUCCAACUCCGAGUCCAACUCCGAGUCCAACUCCGAGUCCAACUCCGAGUCCAACUCCGAUCCAACUCCGAGUCCAACUCCGAGUCCAACUCCGAGUCCAACUCCGAGUUCAACUCCGAAUCCAACUCCGAAUCCAACUCCGAAUCCAACUCCGAAUCCAACUCCGAAUCCAACUCCGAGUCCAACUCCGAGCCCUCGGCUUCUCGGCUUCUCGUCCAACUCCGGGUCCAACUCCGAGUCCAACUCCGAGUCCAACUCCGAGUCCAACUCCGAGUCCAACUCCGUAUCCAACUCCGUAUCCAACUCCGAGUCCAACUCCGAGUCCAACUCCGAGUCCAACUCCGAGUCCAACUCCGUAUCCAACUCCGAGUUCAACUCCGAGUCCAACUCCGAGCCCAACUCCGAGCCCAACUCCGAGCCCAACUCCGAGCCCAACUCCGAGCCCAACUCCGAGUCCAACUCCGAGUCCAACUCCGAGUCCAACUCCGAGUCCAACUCCGAGUCCAACUCCGAUCCAACUCCGAGUCCAACUCCGAGUCCAACUCCGAGUCCAACUCCGAGUUCAACUCCGAAUCCAACUCCGAAUCCAACUCCGAAUCCAACUCCGAAUCCAACUCCGAAUCCAACUCCGAGUCCAACUCCGAGCCCUCGGCUUCUCGGCUUCUCGUCCAACUCCGAGUCCAACUCCGAGUCAAACUCCGAGUCCAACUCCGAGUCCAACUCCGAGUCCAACUCCGUAUCCAACUCCGUAUCCAACUCCGUUUCCAACUCCGAGUCCAACUCCGAGUCCAACUCCGAGUCCAACUCCGAGUCCAACUCCGUAUCCAACUCCGAGUUCAACUCCGAGUCCAACUCCGAGCCCAACUCCGAGCCCAACUCCGAGCCCAACUCCGAGCCCAACUCCGAGCCCAACUCCGAGUCCAACUCCGAGUCCAACUCCGAGUCCAACUCCGAGUCCAACUCCGAGUCCAACUCCGAGUCCAACUCCGAGUCCAACUCCGAGUCCAACUCCGAGUCCAACUCCGAGUCCAACUCCGAGUCCAACUCCGAGUAA